GACUGUCUGAAGGUGGUGGGGGAUGGACGCACGUCGUCGCCUCUCUUGUGGUUAAGGGUAAACUUUCCUAAACUUGUGUGUGGACGGCUGUGCGCCCUGGAGAAAGUGAAGGUAUAGGAGACUUUCGGACGCCAGGAACCAUAUAUAUACAUAUAUUAUAUAUAUAAGAACAUAGCAAGGCGUCAUGGUGAUCGGGGUGAGGAAGCAGCACUGGUUCCUCCUGUCUCUCUCCCUCACUGGCGUUCUUCUCCUCCUGGUCUACAGCACCAAGCCUCUCACUACCAGGACCCCGCUCCCAGAGGAAGCCGAGGUGGGAUUUCUUCGCCGAAGGAUUGCCAACGAUGAGAGCAGUGGAGGGCCGAGCGGUCCAGGCCUGGAGCCGCAAGUGGACACCCUCAUCCACCACACUGCUCCUCCACACCCCACACCACCUCCUCCACACCCAACACCUCCUCCACAUACUCCUGUCCACCUCUCCAAGAAGGAGAGAGAAGACCUAGCCAAACAGGGCGUCCUGCUUCUAGAAGAUGACCAUGAUGGUCCAGCUGAACAUUUACAGGCUGAUAAACAAGACAAAACAAAUGAACGACAACAACAGCAUCACCAGACACAAUCAUAUCAAAAUAAAAAUAAACAUCUAGAGUCACAACAACAAAAUAAUUAUCCUGUGCCACGCGUAAAACAAGAACAGACAAACGAGAAACAUUUACAAAAACAGGAAGGUAGCCAACACGACCAAUGGUUACACCAAAUUGAGUUACAGCACAAAGACUUUCUGAAACAACAACACAGAUUACAGGAACACCAUCUCAAACAGGCACAGAUAUUGCAAGAGAAGUUGCAGCAGGAGCAGGAGACAGGGCGGCCAGAGGACACCACUGACACACACCACACGGGCCUCGACCCGCAGUCCCACAACACCAGUGGUACCGGCCUGGCCAAGAUGUCACAGGCAAACCUAAAUGUGCCUCUUACUAAGAUUGACCCCAACAAGAACACAGUUCCCCCCAUGCCUCACAUAUCGUACGCCAACCUUAAGAAACAGGGAGAGAACGUUCUACGCCACUUUAUAAGAAGAGAAUUUAUGAAUGUUAAAAGAGACACCAACUUCAUUCCCGGAGAGUUGGUGGAGCCUUCUCAGGUACGAAGGGUAAUUAUUGUAUCCACCUGGCGGAGUGGGUCCUCUUACCUGGGUGACCUCGUCAAGGCCUACCCUGGAACUUUCUUCAGCUUUGAGCCUCUACAUCACCUGCUGAAGAAUCUUCACUUGCAGGAAGGUCCAUUAGUUGAAGAAGUGGUGCGACUUCUCAGAUCAAUCCUAACGUGUGACUUUAGUCAACUAGACGUUUAUAUUAACUACAUGCGCAAUAAUACUUUCCUUAUAGACCGCAAUACUCGUCUCUGGAAAUCUUGUGCUUUUAACCGAGCACUCUGCUUUGACAAGGACUAUUUAUCGAGAGCUUGCAGAUAUAUGCCACUCAACAUGCUGAAGACUGUACGGAUGGGUCUGUUGCCGGUGGUGGAGCUGCUGCAGGACCCCAGCCUCGACCUGCGGGUCGUCCACCUGGUUCGAGACCCGCGUGGUUGUCUACACUCACGCAUGCAGCUGUCUUGGUGCCAGUCUCAGGCCUGCAGUGACCCGGAAACUGUCUGUAAUGAUCUCUUAACAGAUCUUAAACUCUCAGACCGGGUGAAGCAAAACUUUCCAGACAGAUACUUAAUGGUUCGUUACGAAGACAUGGGUCUCAAGCCUGAGCAGAAGGCACAAGAGAUCAUCAAGUUCCUUGGCCUCUCAUAUAACAAAUACAUUCAUGUCUUUGUUAGAGAGCACACAACCCCUUCCAGAAGAACUAAAAAGAAGGGUGAUGCCUAUAGCACUUUUCGAGACUCCAAAGCAACCACGUUUGCUUGGAGAGGGGCACUCAACUACACUGUAGUGGAAGCUAUACAGGAGGUCUGCAAGGAGCCUCUCCAAAAGCUCCAAUUAAGAAUAUUCCAGACUGAGGAAGAAUAUCAGAAUACAACAAUUUCAGUGCUACUCAAUUCCUAAUAGGGACUGUAAUUUAUAAGAGUUUAAAAAAACAAUGUUUUAAAUAAAAAUAGAAUGCAAAAAAUUUAUUUUAUAUAAUGUACAAAUUCACCUAGAGAAUAUUUCACUUUCCAUGUGUGCCUCCGAGAGGUAUAUUGAACCAUUUGAUUAUUAUGCCAUUAUUCCUCGUCAAUUUAUAUGCAUAUCCUUCCUGUAUGAAGCCACUCAGUGCUCUUCGGUCAUAGUCGUCUCUGAUAACAAGGAAUAGAGUGCAUGAAAGACUUCAGAAGACUGUUAUGAUUGGGAAAAACACUUGAAAGGUGCCAUUGCAAGAUUGCAUUCAAGACACAGCAUUUUAGUAAGUAAAGAAUAUAUUUUUUUUAAAUUAUAUAUUAUUUAUUAUUUGAUUUUAUCUUUAUUUAUUUUCAUUAUGAUGAUAGAUUUAUUGAUGCAAAUAAUUCAAGAUACAGUAUAUA
Molecule: messenger RNA, 2505 nt
Organism: Procambarus clarkii (red swamp crayfish)
Lineage: Eukaryota; Metazoa; Arthropoda; Malacostraca; Decapoda; Cambaridae
Source: RefSeq, a predicted model, not a curated record